This is a messenger RNA of Dunckerocampus dactyliophorus (ringed pipefish), 5118 nucleotides long. It is a transcript of the gene gucy1a1, whose product is annotated as guanylate cyclase 1 soluble subunit alpha 1. The record is from RefSeq and is a predicted model, not a curated record. Bases 175 to 2208 code for a protein of 677 amino acids. Gene Ontology annotation, molecular function: heme binding; guanylate cyclase activity. Lineage: Eukaryota; Metazoa; Chordata; Actinopteri; Syngnathiformes; Syngnathidae. The transcript is spliced from 8 exons. Gene Ontology annotation, biological process: response to oxygen levels; cGMP biosynthetic process. Gene Ontology annotation, cellular component: guanylate cyclase complex, soluble.
UCCAAGCAGGUUCCAGUGCACGUUACAUCGCGCCGCCGUGCACAGUGGCGCAGAUGGUGGAGGAUUUCUAAAUAAAACUCCUGGAUGCGCGCAGUAGAUGAUGGCUUUCUGCACGACUGUCUCCAUCCAGCAUGAGCUCAGCGGCUGUGUGGUGAGGACACCGCAGCAUUGAAGAUGUUCUGUGCCAGGCUGAAGGAACUUCAGAUAUCUGGAGAGUGUCCUUUCUCCAAAAGCAACCAUCACCACCACCAGCAGCAGCAGCAGGAGGAGGGAGAAUGUGGGGAGAGCUCAGGCGACGCCACAGCGGGGUACUUGCCUGUUUCUAUGGACGUGCAAGGCAAAAGAGACGAUGAGGAUCCACCUCGACUGAGGAGCAGCAGCAGAGCCAAAGUUAACCUACAUACGUUGGGGGAGAGCAUCCGCAAACUGGCAUGUCCCGAGUUUCAGAGGCUGCACACCGCCCUCCAAAGAAUGACGAGACUCCCGGUUGAAACCAUGGAAUCUGAAAGCGCCGCAGUUUUUUGCACGGACUGUAGAGAUGAAACAGAGCAUUUAAUGGAGAUGAUGAACGCUCACUCGACCCAAACAGCAACCCCAAUGGAAGCCUUGAAAGUGUCUCUUGGUGAGGAGCUCUUCCGCAUGUGCUACGAGGAGGAUGGCCACAUUUUGAGGGUGGUUGGAGGAGCGCUCCACGACUUCCUCAAUAGUUUCAAUGUCCUCCUGAAGCAGAGCAAUGCUCCCAAAGCGGGCAGAGGGGAUUGUAUAAACGAAGCGUCGGUGCUGUGCUUAGACAAAGAUCCGGGUCUGCUUACCGUCUACUUCUUCAACCCUUGUCCCACCACUGAGCUCUUCUUCCCUGGGGUCAUCAAGGCAGCAGCCCGCCUGUUGUAUCACAUCACAGUGGAUGUGUUGAUGGACCCACCCACGGCCAAAGACAGCAUCCUGCAGUCCAACCCACAGCCCAGUCUUCUAUACACAGUGCUUGUUAAAGGGGAUAAAAACCUGAGCCCAAGUCCACUGAGAGCAACCUCAGCUGGGACCCUUCCUACCUCUCUGUUCUCCACCAUCUUUCCCUUCCAUCUCAUCCUGGACCAGGACUUGGUUCUGGUGCAAAUAGGUCACGGGCUCAGGAAGCGACUGACCAGGAAGGACGGUCUAAGGCGUCCUUCUACUUUCCAAGAACACUUCUCCAUCAUGUGCCCUCAGAUCAAAUGCACCUUUCAAGGUAUCCUUACCAUGCUCAACACCCAGUUUGUCAUUCGGAUCAAGCACGGGGUUUCCGGAGCAGACAGCACAGGCAAGCUGAUGGACCUUAAGGGCCAAAUGAUCUACGUUUCCGAAUCCAACGUGAUAUUGUUCUUGGGAUCGCCAUGUGUGGAUAAGCUGGAGGAGCUAACGGGUCGUGGCCUCUACCUGUCCGACAUCCCAAUUCAUAAUGCACUGCGUGACGUCGUCCUGGUGGGCGAGCAGGCUAAAGCACAAGACGGUCUGAAGAAACGUCUCGGGAAGGCCAAAGCAGCCUUGGAGCAGGCUCACCAGGCACUUGAGGAGGAGAAGAAGAAGACGGUAGACCUCCUCUUCUCCAUCUUCCCUGGCACUGUGGCGCAGCAGCUGUGGCAGGGCCAGACGGUACAGGCCAAAAAGUUUGAACGGGUCACCAUGCUGUUUUCCGACCUGGUGGGCUUCACCGCUGUUUGCUCGCUGUGUACGCCCAUGCAAGUGAUCACCAUGCUCAACGAGCUGUACACCAGGUUUGACCACCAAUGUGGGGAGCUUGAUGUUUACAAGGUGGAGACCAUCGGUGAUGCAUAUUGUGUAGCUGGUGGCUUACAUAAGGAGAGUGAGACUCAUGCUGUUCAGAUUGCACUCAUGGCCUUAAAUAUGAUGGAGCUUUCUGACGAAGUUAGAACACCAACUGGAGAACCAAUACAGAUGCGUAUUGGCCUCCACACUGGGUCGGUACUGGCUGGUGUAGUUGGGGUAAAGAUGCCACGUUAUUGCCUUUUUGGAAAUAACGUCACAUUGGCCAACAAGUUUGAGUCCUGCAGUCAACCUCGAAAAAUCAACAUCAGCCCGACAACGCACAGAUUGCUGAAGGAUCGUCCAGAGUUUGUCUUUAUUCCCAGGAGCAGGCAGGAGCUUCCGGCCAACUUCCCAGAGGACAUCCCUGGUGUUUGUUACUUUUUAGAGGCUUCCUUCAAAACCUAACAACUGGCUCGGAUAUGAAGUCCAGCUGCUGCAGAGCUCACGACCAUGAACUCUCUAUCAAUAUCGUCAAAACAGUGCUUCUAUAUUGGAGUUGUUCAGAUAUUGAUGAUGUUGCUAAGUGUCCAUCACUCCUGCAGUUAUUUGAAAAAUACAGUUAUGCUGCAUCACAGGCAACUGGGAAGUCAGAAAUUUCAGAAGUCAGACUAAGAAACGUGCAUUGGAAUGUUUGAAGAACAACAGUGCCCCUAGAGAGUUACUGGAGGACAGUAGCCUCUUUCCUAUAUCACAUUGCUGCAUCAGUCAUAAUUGAAGAUCCAGCAUUUAUUUUUUCUGUGCCUUUCACACAGAACCCAGUGUAACUGCGUGUGCUUUGACACAGUGACACCAUUUGAUUGACAACAUCAAAGUCAACUUCUGAUAUGAUUCAAACAAUACUUGUUCGACAGCAAUACUUGCUUUCAACACAACAGCAUGGGAGAAGUCAGUAUUGAGUAACAUUAUUUACAGUAUUCAAAAUUUACACAGGCUUUGCCCAGAGCCUGUUACUACCUCAGAAUAUUGGUAGAGAUAUAGAAAACUGUCUAUUAAAAAACAAAGCAAAAAGUAGCUGGAUGUCUUUUCUUAUCUUGGUCGUCAGCCAGGUUUUUUGUUUACAUUCAAUUGGCACUUUGUCAUCAGAUCUUGCUGCAUGUGACACAUUGUAUUUCUGACUUCCCACCAGUCUCAAAUGCAGCAUCAUUAUCAAUCCGAGCAAGCUAGCGUUGUAUCCGUUGCAUCCUCAAGACCAAUAGGGACCAGCAAAGAAAUAGUUACCUUUUUGUACUUAACUUUACUCAUUCAUUCUACCAAUUCCACUGAUCUAGCACCAUUUUUCCAAAGCAGUCUGCAGUUUGUUUGCAAUGUGGGCAUAAAAUGACAUUGUGAUUAUAAAUGUAACAAACAAGUUUCCGAAGUUACCUGUUACCGAAGACCUAAAGCUGAAGAAAGCUUUGAGUAGACACAGCACCUUUUUGCAAUGCUUAGAUUGGACACUCCAGUGCUAGCUUUCUCAGAUUCUAUUUAACUGUACCACAAAUAUAAACGCUUUUGUUUUUGUUCCCAUCUUUGAUGAGCUGAACUCUGAUUUAAAACUUUUUCUAUGUACACAAGGCCCAUUUCUCUCAAAUAUUGCACACAGAUCUGUCUAAAUCUGUGUUAGUAAGCGCUUCUCCUUUGCAGAGCGAACCCAUACACCUCACAGGUGUGGCAUAUCACGAUCCUGAAGAUCGGAUCGGCACAUGCCUAGUGAACACCAUUUGCCUAAAACAGUGCAACACUUCUUUACAUAGAGUUGAUCAGGUUGUUGGUUGUGGUCUGUGGAAUGUUGGUCCACACCUCCUCAAUGGCAGUGUAACGUUGCUGGAUACUGGAACUGCAACACACGUCAUAUUCACCGAUCCACAGCAUAUGAAAUAUGCUCAAUGGGUGACAUGUCUGGUGAGUAUGCAGACCAUGUAAGUACUGGUGCUGGAGUUAUGUACAGAGCUUUUCAACAUGGGGCCGUGCAUUAUCAUGGUGCAACAUGAGGUGAUUGUCCUCAGGAUCUUGUCACGGUAUCUCUCUGCAUGCAAAUAGCCCUCAAUAAAAUGCACCCGUGUUAGUUGUUCAUAAUAUGAACAUGACCAUACCAUAACCCCACUGCCGCCAUGGGUCACUCAAUCCGACAUCAGCAAAUCGGUCAUCCGCAUGAUGCCAUAGAAGUUGUUGUUGAACUGUAGUCAAGUGGAGCUGAAGAUACCUUUGUGCAAUAAUCAUGCUGUCUAAUCAGCAUCUUGAUAUGCUACACCUGUGAAAUGGAUGGAUUAUCUUGGCAAAGCAGAAGCACUCGCUAACACAGAUUUACGCAGAUGUGAGAACAAUAUUUGAAGAAAAUAGUUCUUUUGUGUCCAUGGAAAAAAAAUGUUGAGUUCAGCUCAAGAGCAAAAUGGGAGCAAAAGCAAAAGUGCCACAUUUAUAUUUUUGUUACGUGUAUAAAGAUGUCACUUUAUGAUCAGACUUAAAUGUUGUGCUAUUUUACAUCUGUACAAACACUCACUCCACAAUGAGUUAUAGAAUAUUCAUUUUGAGGUCUCAUUUAAGGUAUUAAUUUUCUUCGGAAGAUCUUAAGACUGUUUUGUCAUCAUAUUUUAAUAAGAGGAUUGCAAUACACACAAAAAAUAAAUGUUGCUAACAUGAACUAUUAACUAUUAAAAACAUUUUCUAUUUUGUUUAUUUUUUUUUUGAUUUUUUGUUUUUUUUGGCCGAACCAAUGAUAAAAUGAGCAAUUUGUUCUAGAUUUUUUUUUUUUUUUUUGUGGAUAUUAGAAAGACAUUUCUCCCGUCUCUCUGCUUGCACCUUGACGUGAUUGGCAAAAGUCUACAAAAUCAAUGAAUUUGCUCCGUGUAUUGGUGAUUUUGGAAAAAAGUGUAAAAUAUGGGGGGUUUAUUUUUAAUUUACAAUUUUAUGCAGUAUUCUGAUCUAAUAUUCACAGAGUUGACUCAGGUGCCUUAUGGAAGCAGUACGGCACAUUUAGUGUAAAAGGUUUUAUGACUUUUGGUUUUCUUCACAUGAAUGCAACCAGAAAUUCUUCCAACAAAGUAUAUAUUUGAAGUACUUUUCCCAUAAUGGAGCCUAUACAUUCCAGUUUCCUAGUGAAGUAUUUUUACUGUUUUCACUGUACACAUUUAUACUCUAUAUAUUACAUUGUUUUCAUAGCACAAACAGCUUAAAACACAAGAAUCCAAUGAAUGUCCUAUCACUCAUAAGGAUGUGCGUUUAUUGUUAUUGUAAUGUAAACAAGAGUGCAAUAAAUAAACUGACUUAUGUGACUGUGAUUCCAGAGCAUAUACAGAACAUUUUGUACCACAAAUGACAACAAGAGAUGAAACAAAA